AUGAUGGCCGGGGAGCAGCUCUUCCCAGACUACGAUGCAGACGAGGAGGACGUUUUUGGAAGUCAGAGCGUCAUGACCGCGAAGAGAGUUGUUGUCACCGAACAACAGAAGGCUGAUCCAUUGAGAAAACCUAAAGUCGAGCUUCAAGGAAUUCUUGUUGCUGAGAAGCAACCAAUUUCUGCGAAAGAAAUUGAAAGGCGCAUGCUGUAA
Molecule: messenger RNA, 210 nt
Organism: Caenorhabditis remanei
Lineage: Eukaryota; Metazoa; Nematoda; Chromadorea; Rhabditida; Rhabditidae
Exons: 2
Coding region: 1-210 (69 amino acids)
Source: RefSeq, a predicted model, not a curated record